Molecule: messenger RNA, 723 nt
Organism: Microthlaspi erraticum
Lineage: Eukaryota; Viridiplantae; Streptophyta; Magnoliopsida; Brassicales; Brassicaceae
Source: the annotation of a GenBank genome assembly
AUGGCUCUGAUACAAUUUGGAAGUACAUGCGCUCCUCAAUUUGCAGGGAGAGCUUACAUUCCGAGCAGAGUCGAACAAAAUUGUUUCAUGAGCCAAAUAAACUGUUUGGGAGCUUCAAAGUCGAGUUUGUUCUCACAUGGCUCCUUGCCCUUCUUGUCAAGAAUGUCUAGAAAUAUACAAAACCGCAGAGGAUCUUGCUUCACUGUUAGAGCUGAUGCAGUGCGUGUUCCUAUUCUCUACACUUUUGCAGAUUGCUUAGAUCACACUACUAUUAUAUGGUCUUGGUUGAUUGUGUUCAAAUUCCAGGUUUACUAUUCGGUUCUCGGAGUUUCAGAAAAUGCGACCUUAUCUGAGGUUAAAAGCGCUUAUCGGAAACUAGCUUUGGAUUACCAUCCGGAUGUAAACAAGGAUCCUGAUGCAGAAGCGAAAUUCAUAGAAAUAAGUGAUGCAUAUGAGGUGUUAUCAGGUGAAAUAAAAUCUUUUGCCAAUAGGUAUUGUGAGGAAGCCGGCGUGGAGGAUAGUUCAGAGGAUAUGUAUGGAGUUGAAGUCCCCAAGAGGAGCUUUUGCGAUCUGUAUUCUUUAAAGACCCUUGAAGCCAGAUGUGCAACUUGCGGUGGACAAGGUCAAGUGUAUUCAUCAUCAAAAACUAUCAUCGGCGUGGUCCAACAAGCCAUGACUUGCUCUUCCUGUAGCGGCACUGGUCAUGUCUUGAUCACCUUGUAA